GUUUAUUUUGCUGUGAGCGCUGAUCUGCGGUGCACUGAUUAAACACUACAUUUAGAAACCGGUUUGAUCGCGUUUUGUUUACACGCACAUAACGGAAUAGCGAAACCGAAUUAGACACGAGAAGCGUUUUGAUUCUGUGGUUUGUUACUCGUCAGUCAGUGUGUUGAUGCUGUGGUGGCUAAAUCGGCUCCCACAGCCAGCAGCCUUAAAUAGCGACAUGUCGUUGUUUAUAUCAGUUAAAUGAGAUGAAGUGAGAUAUUUUGAGUGUUUAGUGAAGAUUAAAACAGCUGUCGAGUAUAAACAGAGCAGACUUUUGGGGGGUUUUAAUGCUUGUUGAGUUAAAUAAACAUAGCGGUAAGGCUACGUGUUAGCUUAGCACGCUACGCAGUUAGCACACAAGCGUGCCUUCGGUCACGUAAGUUUACCCGGAUUUGUAUUCACUUACUCCUGGGAAUACCUGUCAAUUUGAGUUUUCGAACCAACCGUCACACAUCUAUUUAAGCAACGAAACACAAGUUUGAUUUGUUGCGCAUCGUUAUGUAAUUCUCUACGUUUGUAAAUACAAUCAAACUAUAUUUUGUGUUUCUUUAAUAGAGGACUUUCCGUAUAGAUCAGACUGUUAAACGUUACUAAUUUAAGUACAGAGUUUGUAAUUGCGACCGUUUAUUCGAAAACCUAGUCUAUCAGAGAACCCAUGCGCACCUGACCGCACCUUUAAGCCUCUGUAAACCGUUAUCAGACCGCAUUAGGGGGUUGAAAACUUUUUGACCAACAUGGGCACCUAAACGUUUUAUUCCACCCAGUAAGGUUUCAUUAGUGGCUCCGGAUUAAAAAAUGGCCUCUAGCGGUUUCGCUGACCUGCGCGAAAAGCUGAAGUCUAUGACCCCGCACAGGGAGAACCACAACGGUUCCUCCGGGAAGAAGCGCAAGCGGCGCGACUCAGAGGACGAGCUGCGCGCUCACGAGGAGCUGCGCGCGUCCGUGGCGCUCAAGGUGGAAAGUGGCAUCACGCAGGCACAUGUCUUCACGCCCGAGGAGUGCGCGCACAUCGAGGCCAAGAUCGACGCGGUGGUCGCCAGCGCAGACCGAGGCCUGUACCACGAGCACACGGUGGACCGCGCCCCACUGCGCAACAAGUACUUUUUCGGCGAGGGCUACACGUACGGCUCGCAGCUGGAGAAGCGCGGCCCGGGCCAGGAGCGCCUCUACUCCAAGGGCGAGGUGGACGAGAUCCCCGACUGGGUGCACGAGCUGGUCAUCAAGCGCCUGGUGGAGCACGGCCACAUCCCCGAGGGCUUCGUCAACAGCGCCGUGAUCAACGACUACCAGCCGGGCGGCUGCAUCGUGUCGCACGUGGACCCCAUCCACAUCUUCGAGCGGCCCAUCGUGUCCGUCUCGUUCUUCAGCGACAGCGCGCUCUGCUUCGGCUGCAAGUUCCAGUUCAAGCCCAUCCGCGUGUCCGAGCCCGUGCUCUGCCUGCCCGUGCGCCGCGGCAGCGUCACCAUGCUCAGAGAUUACGCUGCCGAUGAAAUCACGCACUGCAUCCGACCCCAGGACAUCAAGGAGAGGAGAGCCGUCAUCAUCCUGAGAAAGACCAGACCGGACGCUCCUCGUCUGGACACGGUCUCUCCGAGUCCCGUCUCCAGUUCCCCACCGGAGAGCCGGCGAACGCUGAAAGCCAAACGCUCGCGCCGCAAAGCCGACCCCGACGCCGCACACAGGCCCCGGAUCUUAGAGAUGGACAAAGAGCAGCACAGGCGCUCGCUCGUCUCGCACCAGAGCCGCCACGACGACCACAGCUGGGAGAACUCCUGGAGGAGAUUCGAGCACCCCUCACAGUCUACACACACCCGCGCGGAGUCCGGACGCAGAGUCAAGAUGAGGCGCCACUGAGGGUCUCGGACCGCCACUAACGAAACUCUGACAGCGCGGCUCCCCGAGACUGAAUGUAUUAUUUUUUUUUUUUUAGAGCUUUGAGCCGAUUCGAAGCUGCUCUUCCGACACACAGAACUCGGGGGGGGG
This is a messenger RNA of Trichomycterus rosablanca, 2022 nucleotides long. It is a transcript of the gene alkbh5, whose product is annotated as alkB homolog 5, RNA demethylase. Gene Ontology annotation, cellular component: nucleus. Gene Ontology annotation, molecular function: oxidative RNA demethylase activity. Gene Ontology annotation, biological process: mRNA export from nucleus; mRNA processing. The transcript is spliced from 5 exons. The record is from RefSeq and is a predicted model, not a curated record. Bases 835 to 1893 code for a protein of 352 amino acids. NCBI's taxonomy places the organism in Eukaryota, Metazoa, Chordata, Actinopteri, Siluriformes, Trichomycteridae.